Megalobrama amblycephala (Wuchang bream) is the source of this 1795-nucleotide messenger RNA. RefSeq names its product NIMA-related kinase 2 (gene nek2). The record is from RefSeq and is a predicted model, not a curated record. Gene Ontology annotation, biological process: protein phosphorylation. NCBI's taxonomy places the organism in Eukaryota, Metazoa, Chordata, Actinopteri, Cypriniformes, Xenocyprididae. Gene Ontology annotation, molecular function: protein kinase activity; ATP binding.
GAAAUCAUCGCCAGUGAUCAAGUCCAGCCAAUCAGAAUCCAGAGUUUGUGCGCACGUUUGAAAAUCAGCUUGCUUGUGUCGUCUGUUUGUUUCUCAACAACACAAACAAGAAACUGUAACGUUUUUAAAACUAAAACAUAUUAUACAAGACAGCAGCUGUGAGUGAAUUACGUUUGGACCUGCUGCAGCAGUUGUGCGCGUGAUGCCGUCCAAAACCGAAGACUACGACGUGAUGCUAACCAUAGGAUGUGGAUCUUAUGGGAAAUGCCAGAAAGUCAAGAGGAAAUCAGAUGGAAAGAUUCUAGUUUGGAAGGUGCUGGACUAUGGCACCAUGGCCGAGGCAGAGAAACAGAUGCUGGUGUCAGAGGUCAAUUUGCUCCGUGAGCUAAAGCACCCAAAUAUCGUUCGAUACUACGACAGAAUUAUAGACCGGACGAACACAACGUUAUAUAUAGUGAUGGAGUACUGUGAGGGUGGAGAUCUCGCCAGCCUCAUCAACAGAUGCAUCAAAGAGAGACGAUACCUGGAAGAAGAAUUCAUCCUGCGUGUGAUGGCACAGUUGUCCCUGGCGUUAAAAGAGUGCCAUGGUCGAAGUAACGGCAGCAGUACAGUUCUGCACCGUGACCUGAAACCUGCAAACAUCUUCUUGGAUGUCAAACAGAAUGUAAAGCUUGGCGAUUUUGGUUUAGCUCGGAUACUGAACCAUGAUACAAGCUUUGCUAAAACAUUUGUUGGAACUCCAUAUUACAUGUCGCCAGAACAAAUUAAUCGCAUGUCCUAUAACGAAAAAUCAGAUAUAUGGUCUUUAGGAUGUUUACUCUAUGAACUAUGUGCUUUAUCUCCCCCAUUUACAGCAUACAACCAAACAGAGCUGGCCGGAAAAAUCAGAGAAGGGAAGUUUAGAAGAAUCCCAUAUCGAUACUCAGAGGAUCUGAACGCGCUCCUUUCAAAAAUGCUGAACUUAAAGGACUAUCUGAGGCCCUCGGUGGAGUCCAUUCUGCAGAAUGGUUUAAUCUCAGGCUAUGUAGCCCAGGAACAAAGGAGACUUCAGGAGAAGCAGCGGCGCAGAUCAGUGGACGUAGAGCAACCCAAACAUCCGGAGCCGUCGCUUCUGGCAGAGCUGCGGCUUAAGGAGCAGAUUCUACGUGAGCGUGAGCAGGCCCUCAAAGAGCGAGAGCAGCGACUAGAGCAAAGGGAACAGGAGCUGUGUGUCCGAGAACAACAGUCAAAUGAAAAGAUGGCCAGAGCUGAGAGCUUAUUAAAGGCCUAUAAUUUGAUCCGCCAGCAGAGGGCGUUGUCUCUACUCAGUGCCAGUGACACAGAGAAUGAAGAGAACGUCUCCCCGGGAAAGAAAAGGGUUCACUUCGCAGGAGACGGCAAGGAGAAUGGCAGACCGUUCGCUAAACCUCAAGAACAUUGUCUUGUAAAGAGACCCCAAUGGACAAACAUGCGCAUCCAAGCUAUUGGUGAAGAGGAAAAGUUGUACCCACCAAAGCCCAGAGAAAUGCAGGGCAUCCGCUAGCCAUGAAUGACAAUUUACUACCUAAAGUGGUGCAUUUGUGUGGUCAAUCAAGUCAAGAGUUUUUUGUUUGUUUUUUAAAUUGUGUACAUUAGGAAAUAAGAUUUCUGCUUUUAUUUAUUUGCUGCAGCAUUUGUACAGUACAGUGGACAACACUUCAUUUAAUGGGCAUUACACUGGAUGUUUUUAUUAAAAUUUUAAUGUUGUAUUACCAUGUUAUAUGUGGAACUGGUGUUUUAAUUUUGAUUGUUUCUUUAGAAUAAAGAAGUGAAAAUA